Molecule: messenger RNA, 454 nt
Organism: Drosophila grimshawi
Lineage: Eukaryota; Metazoa; Arthropoda; Insecta; Diptera; Drosophilidae
Product: transcription elongation factor 1 homolog
Exons: 2
Coding region: 52-300 (82 amino acids)
Biological process (GO): transcription elongation by RNA polymerase II
Cellular component (GO): transcription elongation factor complex
Molecular function (GO): RNA polymerase II complex binding
Source: RefSeq, a predicted model, not a curated record
UAAAUUGCAAAUUGCAUUGAUAUAUUUUUGUGAAAGGAACGCUUAUUUAAUAUGGGAAGAAGGAAGUCAAAAAGAAAGCCACCUCCUAAGAGGAAAAAUAUCGAACCCUUGGACCAGCAGUUUAAUUGUCCAUUUUGUAACCAUGAAAAGUCUUGUGAAGUAAAAAUGGAUAAAGGAAGAAACACAGCCAAAAUAACGUGUCGCGUUUGCUUAGAGGACUUCCAAACGGGAAUUAACUUUUUGUCAGAACCAAUUGAUGUAUAUAACGAUUGGGUGGAUGCGUGUGAAACAGCAAAUUAAGUUUAGUAUUUUAAUGAACAAUAAUAUCCUGUUUUUACAGACCCCUUUUUAAUAUUAAUAUAUAUAUAUAUAUAUAAUUAUACCCUAUUAUAAUUGUGUCACGAAAUGAAUACGAAAUGUAAAUGUCUCAAAAGUUGAGUCCCAGUCAAUUCUU